AUGGCGAUUUCAGAUAUCUUCAAACGUAAAGGUCGGUUGGGGCCCCGACAGGAAGGAGAGACCACUGUGAUCGUCACGGAGGAUCAUGUCGAAGUGCCGGUGCCGGUGAUUGACAAGUUGGAUGGCACCACCGUGGACGAGGAAAAGAUCAAAGUGCUCGAUGAGACAGCGGCCAUUGAGCACGAGAGCCACGACAAUCCCGAGAUCGCCGCCUUGCCGUUGCAGGUGCGCCAAUUGAUCAACCUGACUGACGAUCCUACGCUUCCCACCAUCACGUUCCGCUACUUUGUCUUGUCGGCGCUCUUUGUCAUUCCCGGCGCAUUCCUCUCGCAGAUGAGCUAUUUCCGAACCACCAAGGCCCCCUACUCGGUUUUCUUUGUCCAGAUCGCGUGUCACUAUGCUGGUCAUUUCCUGGCACGAACCCUCCCGACGUGGACGGUUCGCGUCCCGGGCACCAACUGGGGAUUCAGCUUGAAUCCGGGUGCGUGGAGCAUCAAGGAACACGUGCUGGUCACGGUGACUGCGGCUUCUGGGGCGACCUACAACCUGGGAUACGCCCCCAUUGUCUUGGCCGAGCUGUGGUACGGAUAUCGUAUCCCCCCGGCGGUGGCGAUCUUCUUCAUGCUGGCGAUUGUCUGGAUCGGAUACGCUUUCGCGGCUCUGGCCCGAAACAUCCUCUUGCCCGAUCCCGAGUACAUCUGGCCACAGGCCUUGAUGCAGACCACUCUCUUCGAGACCUUCCGCAAGACGGACAACUCGUCUCGCCUGGCCAAGCGCCAGAUGAAGGUCUUCUUCUUUGCGCUUUUGGGAAUGACGCUGUGGCAGUUCCUUCCCGAGUACGUGUUUCCCUUCACCUCCUCGCUCGCCUUUCUCUGCUGGGUUGCGCCACGCAACCCAGUGGCCAAUUUUAUCGGAUCGGGCCUGGGGGGAAUGGGGUUUCUCAACCUCUCCUUGGAUUGGUCGAACAUCAACUGGAAUGGAUCCUCCAUCAUGUUGACUCCGUGGUGGACGCAAGUGAUUCUCUUCUUGGCCUUUGCCUUUAACUGUUGGGUCCUCAUUCCGGCCGCGAAAUGGGGCAACCUCGGGUCGUUCAAGCAUGGCAUCAUGACCAACACUCUUAUGCUGGGCAAUGGAACGACCUACCCGACGACCAAGGUGUUGACGCCAGACUUUCACCUCAAUCAGACCGCCUACGAGCAGUACGGCCCCAUGUAUAUGGGAAUGCAGAAUGUGUGGGCGACUUUCUUCGACUACGCCAAGCUCCCCGCGGCCAUCACCUGGAUUGCCACGUUUGGGUUCUCCCAAAUCAGCGCGAACCUGCGGAAAGUGUGGGAGACUCGCAAGGCGACCAAGGCCGCCCAGGCCGCCGGAACUUCCACCGCUGACCAGGGCCAGGGUCGAGGUAUUCACUACGCCUACCACGAUCGACUCAAUGUGAUCCAGCGACAGUACAAGGAGAUUCCCCAGUGGUGGUAUCUGGCCCUGUUCCUGGCCGGGUUCCUCACCCUGAUUGUGAGCAUUGCAUGCGGGUAUCUGUUCAUUCCCAUCUGGACUCUCUUUGUCGCCUUGGCCAGCGCCGCUGUGUUCAUCAUCCCGUUCGCGUGGCUCUAUGCCAUCUCCAACUACCAACUGGCCACAGGCUCGUUCAAUGAGCUCAUGUAUGGAUACAUGGUCCACACCAAGGCCGGCUCGACGCAUCAGCAUCCCUGUGGACCCUCGGUGUAUGGCGCCAUCGCCGGCGACGCGUGGUAUCGGGCGCAGUACAUGUUGCAGGACCAGAAGAUUGGACACUACAUGCACAUCCCGCCGCGGGAGAUCUUCUUCUCUCAGAUCUUUGGCACCUGCAUGGGUGUGCCGAUCAACUACGCGGUCAUUCGAUGGAUCAUGGACACCAAGGGUGAUUUCAUCACCGGCAAAAAGGCCGACCCGCUCAACCAGUGGACGGGGCAAAGCCUGCGCAACUCAAACACGAUGGGGAUUCAAUAUGCCAUUCUUGGCCCCAAGCGCCUUUUCGCCGAAGCCGAGAUGGCUCCCCUGCCCUGGUCCUUCCUGGUGGGCGCGGUCAUCCCGCCCAUCCUCUACGUCCUGCACCGAUGCUUCCCCCGCCUGCGCAUUGACCUGUGGAAUGUCAGUAUCUUCUUUGGCGGUCUUGCUGUGUUCUACGGUAAUGUCAGCACCGGAUACACCUCUGCCCUGAUUGGCGGAUACAUUGUGAUGUACUGGGCUUAUCGGAAGCACUUUGAGGUGUGGAAGCGGUACAACUAUCUGGUCGCGGCGGCCUUUGAUGCCGGCUUCAACCUGAACAUGCUGUUGAUCUUCUUCUUCUUUGGUGCGGGCAAGCAGGUUUCCAUGCCCGCCUGGUGGGGGAACAAUGGUGACUCGGUGGAGCGAUGCUUUGCCUUGAAGAAGUGGUAG
This is a messenger RNA of Penicillium oxalicum, 2415 nucleotides long. Its product is annotated as OPT family oligopeptide transporter. Gene Ontology annotation, molecular function: oligopeptide transmembrane transporter activity. The coding region runs from base 1 to 2415 and encodes 804 amino acids. Gene Ontology annotation, biological process: transmembrane transport. NCBI's taxonomy places the organism in Eukaryota, Fungi, Ascomycota, Eurotiomycetes, Eurotiales, Aspergillaceae. The transcript has a single exon. The record is from RefSeq and is a predicted model, not a curated record.